Perkinsus marinus ATCC 50983 is the source of this 960-nucleotide messenger RNA. RefSeq names its product myosin heavy chain, cardiac muscle beta isoform, putative. The transcript has 8 exons. The record is from RefSeq and is a predicted model, not a curated record. Bases 1 to 876 code for a protein of 291 amino acids. NCBI's taxonomy places the organism in Eukaryota, Perkinsozoa, Perkinsida, Perkinsidae.
AUGGUCGCUUCAGUACAGAAGAUGUGGGAAGACCUAUGCAAGGAUAAUGACGAGCUGAAACGACAACUGCAAACGAAGUUGGCCGAAGCUGAUGGUAGGAACACUGCUGUCCAGGAAAUGAUUACUCGAGAGCGUGAGCAGCACACUGACGAUUUCGCCCAAGAAAGGAAAAAGUGGACAGAGCGUGUCGUUGAGCUCGAGACGAUGCUGGAGGAGGCUAAGCAGUCGUUGGAAGAUACACAAUACAGAUUCCAACGAGAGACGGCUCAAAUGCGUGACCAGGAGUCUGUCAUGCGGGAUCAAGUGAAGCAAUUGCAGGACAGACUACAAGAGAGGAGUAGCUCGAAGAGCAGCUCCAGCAAGGGAGCCACUGGAGCCGAGUUGAACAAUCUGAGGGAUGCGGUGUAUGGAGCAUUAUCGGAGUUAAAGUCCCUGGACUUGGACAAGAAACAGUUAUCGGUGAAGGCUGAGCAUGAGAAGCAGCUCAUAGGACUGGAGAGGAAAUUCAAUAAACAAUUGAAUGAGGCACGACGGAAGAACGAGAUGUUGAUUGAGCAUCUCAGACAGACCUAUGAGGAAGAGGUUGAUACUCUGAAGUCCCAACGAAGUGAACUCCAACAGACUGUGAAGGAGUUCGAGAAGCAGCUAGCCAUGCGGACAGCUGAGUGUGAUAAGCUACGGUCCAUGGUGGCUAGUGCCGAGACUGACCGGAAGCUGAGACAACAACACGCUGAUGUCUUAGUGAAUCAAUCUGAGCUCAUCAUAAGCUUCCUACGUGGACUUGGUCAUGGAGAUGGACCACAGAUUGGGGUGAAGCUCGAGAAGCUGUCGACGCAAGCACAAGAUCUCUUUGGAGUAACAGUUCGACGGACAUGAAUGAUAUGUGGAGUCGGUGAUGAAUCUUGCUUAUUGUAGCAAUGUUGAUGAGCAUAUUAUCGUUGUGCAGCAACAUGGUAUAAU